UGGCUUGGCACUGUGAUACAGUCUAUCGUAGCGUAAGGAGCCAUUACGGCCCUAUAAUACGUUGGAAUCUAGUAGUAUCUACGAUGCACUUCAUGUGCAGUGCGCAAGGCUACAAGCUCGGAUAUUUGGAAUACACCAGAAACGGUGGCUCUGGAUCUGACUCCGAUCUGAGUUGUCCUCGCCUGAUCGAUGUGCCCUCGGUCAGAUCCCGCAGCUCGCUUGCAGCACGUAUAUAAAGAGGAGCCAUGCCGCCACUUCCCAGGCCCCAUUGACCAUCUUUCACUAUGCAGUCCUCCAUUUUGGCAGUCCUUUUCGCUGCUGGUGCAGUCUCCGCUGUUGCUACACCUCAGCCUCAGUCCAACCUAGCUGAGCUCUUUGAGGCCGCUCCCCCUCUUGUGGUUGACAAUGAUAUCUUCGGUGCUGGUGUGCCUGAGGCUAUCUGGGCGCUCUCAGAGGAUGAGAUUGUGUCUAUCAUUGCGGACAACUCUACGACCAGUGGAUCCGGAGAUGUCCUGUCCAAGCGCUCAUCUCCCCCUGAAGAGUGUGUCAACCAAAAGAAGUUGGGCCCAUACCCCGUCACCAACCUGGCUGUGCCAAACCCCGACACCCCUGAAUCGUUCAAGUCUACUUUUGCCAAUGUCCCUCAGUCGAGUGGUGUCCCGGUGAUCAACUUUUACCAAGUUCCUGGUUGGUCUAACCUCGGUGGUUCUGGUCCUGGUUCCGGUGCGUACGGUCUCAAGUAUCUCUCGUCUUACGACAUCAACACAUGCGCCCAGAUCUGCAAGAACGACAAGGGUGGAUGCGUCGCCUUCAACCUCUACAUUGAGCGUGACCCAACAGUUUCUGCGAAUUACAAGCCUGCUCCUUGCAGCGACCCUCCUUCGAUUGCAGCCAUCAAGUGUGUUCUUUACAAGAUCCCCUUCCCUCUGGACGUGCCAGCCACCACCCUUGCUGGCAACCAAGGUGGCUACCGUGCCAGCUUCCAGGUCCGAAUUGCUGCUUCUGUGGGAUACAAUUCUGGUGUUCGCCCUGGCCCCGUCCCUGGCUACUGCAACCCAGUCAAGUUGCCUGCUGCAGUCAACGUUCCCGACGACAGCUACAUCGGUGUGAACUACUACGACGCUGCUGUCGUCGGCAGUGAUGCUUCUUACUGCCGUAUUGCCUGUGAUGCUGAUCGUGGCUACCACACCAGCGCCGAGGGACCUAACAGUCGCAUGUGCCGCGCAUUCGUCGGUUACACCUUGGCCAAGAAUGGAGGUGGCGGUGGUGUGCAGCUCCAGUGUGUCAUGUACGCCAGAAGUAUCGACCCCGUGUAUGCUACCAACUAUGGUGAGUACCGUGGAGCAGACUACUAUUCUGUCGCCAACUCUUAUCUCUACAACGACAUUGCUGGAUGCCCGUCGAGUGUCACUGCUUAGAGCAGGAGCAUACGUCCGGCCCACUGUUUCCUUUCAUUCCUAUUCUCCACCGGCUCUUGUUUGAACACAAGCUCUCGAUGUCGUCUCUUUGGCCAAAUUACACAUCCGUUCUAGUCGCCAAUUCUAUACCAUUCUACUCUAUUUUCAUAAAUAUUCCGUCAGCAUUGAUCGUAGCUGCUGAAUUGGCUCUCGUCUGCCCAUUGAGUCAA
Protomyces lactucae-debilis is the source of this 1627-nucleotide messenger RNA. RefSeq lists its product as uncharacterized. Bases 285 to 1418 code for a protein of 377 amino acids. Lineage: Eukaryota; Fungi; Ascomycota; Taphrinomycetes; Taphrinales; Protomycetaceae. The transcript has 2 exons. The record is from RefSeq and is a predicted model, not a curated record.